Molecule: messenger RNA, 1458 nt
Organism: Diachasmimorpha longicaudata
Lineage: Eukaryota; Metazoa; Arthropoda; Insecta; Hymenoptera; Braconidae
Exons: 8
Coding region: 1-1458 (485 amino acids)
Molecular function (GO): nucleic acid binding
Source: RefSeq, a predicted model, not a curated record
AUGGCGGUGGGCGCCAGGAUACCUCAGACGACAAUCGAUUUAAAAGACGCUUAUUAUUUAGUUCCAAUACAUGAAGAUACCCCUUUUGUGUUUACCAAAAUUAUGAAAGUAGUGGUCAAAAAUCUAAGAAGCAGGGGUUUUUCAUCAGUAAUCUACUUGGACGAUAUACUAUGUAUUGAGAAAAACGUCGAAGAAUGCGGAAAGAAUGUUCAGGAGACCUUAGAUCUUCUAGGAUGGUUAGGGUUCCUAAUCAAUCAGAAAAAAUCUAACAUCGUGCCAUCUAAACGAUGUAGGUGUUUAGGCUUCAUUAUUGAUUCUGAAAGGUACGCAAUCGAGCUCCCUGGGGGAAAAAGAGAUCAUAUUUUUCGCUUGCUUGAAUCCUUUUUAAAAUUGAAUAGAUGUUCUAUUAGAGAAAUAAUGCCCAGAAGAGAUGCUAUAAAAAGACGAGUCUUUUGUGAUGCAGAUCUUCACAGUUCUAAGUCCGGUUGGGGGGCCUGCAAUGAGAUUAGAAAGAUUCACGGUUUUUGGUCGGAAAGGGAACAGAGGAUGCACAUUAACUUUUUAGAACUGUUGACAAUUAAGAUUGCAUUAAGAGAAUUAACUUCAGAAUUAAGUAAUUGCAAGAUUCUAAUCCGGGUCGACAACACUACUGCUAUAUCUUAUUUGAAUAAGAUGGGCAGCACUAAAGUUCAAAAAUAUAAUCAGUUAGCUCGCGAGAUUUGGCAAUGGGCUGAAUAUAAAAAAUUAAUUUUAAUUGCCUCUUACAUUCCUUCCAAAAAGAAUAAGGUUGCCGAUAGACUGUCUAGAAUUAAAAACAUAGACACGGAAUGGGAGUUGAACGAGGUAUCCUUCCAACAGAUCCUUAGGACCUUUGGGAAGCCGAAAAUCGAUUUAUUUGCAUCCCAGAAAAACGCCAAAUGUGAGAGAUAUAUUUCAUGGAAACCCGAAAGUAAAGCCCUCUAUAUUGAAACGUUUACCAUUCAAUGGUCUAAUGUCUUUUUCGACGCUUUUCCGCCCUUCCCCUUGAUCUUAAAGACGUUGGCGAAAAUAAGGCGCGAAGAAGUGUAUGGAAUCUUGGAAACUAUCGCAUCCGAGAGCGAAACACCUCACUUUAAUAGCGAGCACAGUAUCAGGGAAGUUCUCUUGUUGAGAAAAAUUUCCAGAGAGGCCAUAGAAAUUGUCUUAGCUUCAUUAAUUUUAAAGUUUUUGACUGAUAAAUUUAACUCCGGGGCGUCUUAUGGGACCCUUAAUUCUUAUAGAAGUGCAAUCUCCUUACUUUCUGAAAAUAAGAUUGGAGAAGAUCCAGGCAUUUGUCGAUUUAUGAAGGGUGUAUAUAGACUCAGGCCUAUUCAACCAAAAUACUCCUCUACAUGGGACGUAGCAGUAAUACUUCUAUAUCUAUGUUUUGAAAUUCGAGAAGAUCUUAAAUGUCUCAAGACGCACGAUGCGAUUGCUUAA